CAUUAAGCACUGGACAGCGAGGUCUUUAAGCACUGGACAGCAAUUCAAGGACGUUAUGCACAGGGCUGCGAGGACAUUAUGCACUGGGCUGCGAGGACAUUACGCACUAGGACAGAAUGCAGCGAGGAGAAAUUUGAAGAGCAUCACUUGAAAGAUAAGCUCUUGCCUGGAACUAUUGACCGUAAAGACAUGCUCAUUCUCUAUGGACUUUACAAACAAGCAAAGAUUGGAAAUGUGAACACAGAUCGUCCAGUACUCAGUAAUGGGAUGGACAUAGCAAUGUGGGAUGCGUGGAAGGCUUUUGAAGUGUUCCAGAACGCACAUAUAUAAUACACAGUGCAUACAGAGGCAAGGAACAAGCUAGAACUAACAAUGGAAAUGUAAAGCAAUCAUAGAGCCCCAAAGCAUACAAGGCAAUAACAAAUGCAAGGAAUUAUU
Cuscuta campestris is the source of this 438-nucleotide messenger RNA. NCBI's taxonomy places the organism in Eukaryota, Viridiplantae, Streptophyta, Magnoliopsida, Solanales, Convolvulaceae. The record is from the annotation of a GenBank genome assembly.